UUUCUAAUCAGGCCAGGUUCGAAUUAGAUUAGUUGAAGAAGGGGCCAAUUUCAGAUCAAACCCAAACAUGACCCUAAAAUCUUAUUAUUCCAAUAAUAAAUUAAUUUAUUAUUUGGGAGCUACAUGACUGCUGAAGGAGGAAGCCUCCAAAGUCAUACCUUUGAUCGGCUGACCGUUUAUUAUCUGACUCUUUCCGAUCGUAACUAAUUACUAUACGAUGAUGGCGGGUCCUCUUCAACAUUGACACUUUCAAGGAUUGUAAUUCAAACAUCUCGACCAAGUCUGCGUUGACACUUCUCUGCCCCUCCUUCCUGCUUGUAUUCUUUCUAUAAAUACCCAACCCCCCAUCCAAACAUCAAAUAUACAGAUCAAAACCAAAGAUUUGUUGAACUUCAGCAGAAGAGAGAAACCAGGCCACCGAAAGAUCUUAGCAAGAAUUAAGAUGGCCGCACUACAGACCCACUGCCUUCUUCAACCUUCAUGCUUUAUACCGUCGCGGCUCCCGCCGUGCCGUGGAAGAUGGCGAGCAAGCCUUCAAUCUCUUCCAAAACUUCAAUCUCUCAUCCCAUUUGAAGAACUUGCCAUGCUAACAGAACAGUCGACCAUCAAGAGGAACAGGUUGGUUGCUCACAAGGAAGAGCAGAACAACAGCUUAAUCACUGCCAAGCUUCUUGCCAUCGCCGAGGCCGCCGCAGACCGCGCAGAAAUGCAUGCCAUCAUCGGCGAGCAGCGCAACAAUUGGAACCACCUCUUCCUCCAUUCUAUCAAUUCCAUCAACCUCACCGCCUCUCUCAUGGCUGCGAUCGCCUCCAUCCCUGAAAUAGCAGCAUCCCAACCCCUCAACCUCUCCUCCGCCGUCCUCUUCACUUCAGCUGCCGGACUGAUGCUUCUCGUCAACAAGAUCCAGCCUUCGCAGCUUGCAGAGGAGCAGCGGAACGCCGCCCGACUCUUCAAGCAGCUGGAAAGAUCAAUCCGAAGCUUGGGAGCCAGUACUCCAAGUGAAUCCGACGUGGAAGAAGCCAUGGAGAAGGUUCUCGCGCUGCAAAAGGCCUACCCGCUUCCUCUGCUCCCGGGAAUGCUCGAAAAAUUUCCCAAAGUAGUCGAGCCCACCAAAUGGUGGCCGAAGCAGAAGAAACCACAAAGGAAGCAAGGAGUUGCUAGGAAUGGGUGGAGCAGUGAGAUGGAAAAGGAGAUGAGGGGAGUUUUGAGAGUGCUGAAAUCCAAGGAUGAGGAGCAGUACGUAAGGCUUGGACAACUGGUUCUUAGCAUCAACAAGUUCUUAUCUUUCGCCGGCCCUCUGCUCGCCGGAGUUGCCGCGGUCGGAGCUGCUAGUUCCAUAGGCGGCGGUGCACAUGGUUCGUGGCCGGCGGUGGUUGGGGGAGCGUUGGCGGCAGUGGUGAACACACUGGAGCACGGGGGGCAGGUGGGGAUGGUGUUCGAGCUGUUUAGGAACUGUGCUGGAUUCUAUAGGAGGUUGGAGGAGGAGAUUGAGUAUAACUUGGGGGAGGAGGAGGAGAUGAGGGAACAGGGAGAGGUCUUUGAAGUGAAGAUGGCGUUGGAGCUUGGAAGGAGUCUGUCUGAGCUCAGAAGAAUGGGUUCCUAUUCAUCUCCUUCUUAUGAAGAUGAGGACAUUGAAGAGUUUGCCGGAAAGCUAUUCUGAUGAAAUUAGAUUCAGAAACACCUUAUUCGAGAUGGAUAGAUAAUCAAUGACUUGUACAUCACUAAUUAUUUUAUUUAAUUAUUCUUUUAUUCUUCACACAUAUUGGUUACUUCAUUAAUUUUUUUCUUUGG
Molecule: messenger RNA, 1791 nt
Organism: Dendrobium catenatum
Lineage: Eukaryota; Viridiplantae; Streptophyta; Magnoliopsida; Asparagales; Orchidaceae
Product: probable F-box protein At4g22030
Exons: 1
Coding region: 443-1660 (405 amino acids)
Source: RefSeq, a predicted model, not a curated record